GCUCUCAACAAAGUGUCCUUUGUUCAGGGAUUCACUCAAAGUACAGUCAUACACAAUUUAAAUUCAACCGGCUCAUCUGAAAAACUCCCGAACCAAAUCUUGCAUUAUAGAUUUUUCAAUAAUUCGUUGUUUUAAACGCAAAAAUGGCAGAUGAUAUUAUGGCCCGCUUCACCCGCAUUUCGGGAGACUAUUUGGCGGAGGCGUUGGAGGCAGAGGAGGAAAAGAAGCCACCAAAGCUGACCAAGGCGGAGAAGAAGGCGAUCAAGAAGGAGGCCAAGCUUCAAGCUGCCAAUGCCGACAAGCGUCUGAUAAUGCGGGAUGCUCUAAUGCGGGAACUGGAGCUGGGGAAGCGCAUGGAGCAGCGCGGCACUGAAGAGUGGCACGAGAUGUGUCGUGAGAUCAAGAUCAAGGAGCUUCAAGAGGAGAUCGUGGCUUGGGGCGAACGUUCCGAGCGGAACAUCGUCGCCAAGGACGAUCACAUCCAGAUGCUCCUGGAGGACAUGACCCAGACACAGGAUCAGCACGUCCGCUGCUAUAGCAAGACAGUGGAGCUGAUUGACCACAUCCGUGACUGCUUCCACGUGAUGCUGGAGGGGGUGAGGAACAUGUACGCCCAGCAAGCCGACGAAAUGCUCAGGGACUUCUAUGAGGAGGUGCGUCGUCGGACCGAAGAGGUCGACGCCAUGCACAUCAACGCCGAGAACAUCAUACACGCCACCAACAUAACCACCAGGGACCAGCUAAAGGAGGACUACACCAUCUACCUGGAGCAGCGCGACGAUCGCGUCAAUACGGAGAUCGAGAAUAGAUUCAAAAUCCGGGACCAGGUCGUCCGCCGGAUGACCGAGAUGCAGCAGCAGCUGAACGACUUUGUGGAGUCACUAAGGAGCACUGAGCUGGAUGCCCACAAGUACGAGAAGAUCCGCUGGCUGACCGAGAGGCAGGAGGCCUUCAUGGAGGAGUCGCGUAAGCUGAACGCCGAGGAGACCAAGUACAUCAACAUGCAGGCGGACCUGCAGCGAGACAUCCUUCGCAUGGAGGCGGAGAACAACUCCACCCUGAAUGAUCUCCGGAUGGAGUUCCAGUACUUCACCAAUGUGCGCAAGAAGAUCGAGUUGAACCAGGAGAUGGACCGGCAAAUAACCCACGAAAAACUGCGCAUCCUUACGGGCGAGUGCUAUGAACUGAUUAAGCAAAUGGAAAAAAAUGUGAAAAGUGGAGAGCUCCUGUUGGCUUUGUCGAUCACCUGCCGGAAACUGCAAACCGAGUCAGAAAAGGUGAUCCUGGGUGGGGAAGUCUUCGACGAGACGGAUGUGGCAGUCAGCGAUCAGUUCAAGAUUCAGACCCUGAGCAUCAAGGACCACGUGGACAUGACCGAGGAGGAACUAGUGGAGCUGAAUACGAAUCUCAAAAACUUUUGGCGCCGGCAGGCGAUGGCCGAGGCCCAGAACUUGCUGAUGCUCGAGGAGAAGAAGCGGCUGACCGAGGACAACGAUCGUCUCAUCAACUUCAUCAAGUCGAUGAGCGUUACCGAGGAUCCCGAGGAGCUGCGAACUGCCAUGCAUGUGGCGUGCUGCUCCGACCAGCCCAUGCCGCCUUAUGUGUUUGAGAGCAAGUGCCAGGAUUACCGCGCCAGGAAGGUCCUUAGAUCGCCGAUAGCCCACAAGGAGUUCAAGUGGGAAGCUGAGGCCACUUUGAAAAACGUAAUCGCGGACGGUAAGUAGGUUAGAGGUUCAAAUAAUCUAAUAAUUCUUGUUCAAAAGUUUGAGGCAAUAAAAUGAAAAAUAAAAUUAAA
This is a messenger RNA of Drosophila ananassae, 1795 nucleotides long. RefSeq lists its product as uncharacterized. The record is from RefSeq and is a predicted model, not a curated record. Lineage: Eukaryota; Metazoa; Arthropoda; Insecta; Diptera; Drosophilidae. Bases 144 to 1724 code for a protein of 526 amino acids. The transcript has 3 exons. Gene Ontology annotation, cellular component: axonemal dynein complex; axoneme. Gene Ontology annotation, biological process: regulation of cilium movement; cilium-dependent cell motility; axonemal dynein complex assembly.